AUGAAAAAAGGGAGUAUACUGGAGGAACGCGUUUCUUUAUUACAGAUAAGGUCGUCUUAUAGUUCAUUGUAUUGUAGAAUGUCUGAAGUAGAAAGUAAAGUAGCAGAUGUCGGUGCUGAGGAAGUACCUGUAGAAUCUGAAGUAAAGGCAGUUGCUGAUGAUGCGUCUAGCACCACCAAGAGAUCGGUUGAAGAAGAUGCAGGUGAAAAGAAGAAAAAGAAAAAGCAAAGAAGACGCCAAUACGAUGAUGAUGUUCCAAAAGAAACGAAGUCAGAAGACGAAGAAGAAGAUGAUAAGGAUGAUGGGGAUGAAGAUAACUUGGGAUUGGACGAUGAGGCUGAGGAUGAUUUAUUGGAGAUUGACACUUCUAACAUCAUUACUACUGGUAGAAGAACUCGUGGAAAAGUUAUUGAUUUUGCUGCGGCUGCUGAAAAAUUGAAGGCUGAAGAAGGAACUAUCGAAGAAGGGGAUGAAGAAGAAGAAGAUGUGGAAUUUGAAGAGAAAAAGGAAGAAGAAAAGAAAGAUUAG
Dujonia railenensis is the source of this 528-nucleotide messenger RNA. NCBI's taxonomy places the organism in Eukaryota, Fungi, Ascomycota, Pichiomycetes, Serinales, Debaryomycetaceae. The record is from the annotation of a GenBank genome assembly.